AUGGAAUACAACAACAUUUGAAGCUCAAACAUCUUCUUACUGUUCCAUUUAUUUUGAUGGGGAGAAGAAGAAUCUCAAGCAUUAACUAAUGGUGGUUGACAACCUGACAGAAUACAACUACAUCUGCCCCCAAUGUUGCACAUUGAAGGACCAAAACUGAAAAGUGAAGUGAAAACCCAACGCAGUGAAUCGUUGGUUGCCUUGCCUUCUUCCUCCUCCUCCUCAGCUUUCCCCAAACCCCAGCUCGGAAAAGAAAAAAGAAAAAAGCUUUCCCAAACCCCAACCGCACUCCAUUCGCCGACCGAUCAGUCAAACAAUGUCGAAGAGACAUCGGACGGCGGCUUCAGACCCGUGGGACGACGACCAGGACAUGCCGCCGCAGAAGGCGCCCCCGGGGAUCCACAGGUCGGUCUACCUGGAAUGGCGCGCCGGGGCGACCGGGCGCCUCCGCGACGUCCGCGACAACCUCCGCCUCCUCGCCCCGCCGCCGCCGCCGCCCGCUUCCCAGGAGGCCGGCCUCCGCGCCCUCGGCCUCCUCGACUUCGUCCGCCUGCGCCUCGACGACGCGCCCCCGCGCCGCGACCUCGUGGCCGCGCUCGUCGCCAACUACAAGCAGUUCUACGAGUGGAGCUACGCGCGCGGCGCCUUCGUCAAGGUCAGCCUCGACGCCUUCGCCGACGCGCUCCGCCUCCCGCCUCCGACGGAGGGCCCACCCGACGCCGCCGCCGCCGCUGCCGCCGCGCCCCCCGGGCUGGCCUCCGCCGCGGAGUGGUUCAUCGAGGCGUACAUCCUGAAGCCGCUACGCGCGCGCGCCGCCGCGGAGGGACGGCCGCGCAGGCUGCCCAGCGAUGUGGACCUGGCGCUGUACAGGGCGAAGUUCGGGAUGGUGCAUAAGGUGGACUGGAGCCGCCUCAUCUGGGUCCUCGCCGAGAAGGAGAUGGUCGACCUGAGCAAGGGGAGAAGGCCCGACUGGACAUGCCACUAUGCCGCCUACCUGCAGAGGCUCAUCUGGGUGGACAAUCCGGGCCUCUUCCAGCCGGCAUUGCCAUUGCUCGGCCUCGGUGGGGAUCAAAAUCUCCCUUCAGAGCUCCAGUCCAAGAUGCAGGAGGUCGAAGCGAGAUCCAAGCUGCUCGACGCGAGAUCCAAGCUGCUGGACACCAGAGCCGAGCACCUUGAAUCCAAGUCCAAGGAACUGGAAGAACGGGCACUCGCAAGCAAGACACUAACAGAGUUAGAGCUGCUCAACCGGAAUCUGCUCGCCGAGAAAGAAGCAAUCAACAGUGAGCUGGUAGGAGUGCAGGAGGAGCUGGGAGAAGCAAGGAAGCAGCUAAUGCAGCUAGAUGAUAGCAUGGAAUCAAUGAAAUCGUUGAGUAAGGCUCUGUUUUCUAGGGAAAGAAAGAGCAAUGCUCGGUUGCUAAAUGCUCGGUGGGCUCUGGUUACCAAGGAAAUCAAGGGCAACGGUGACUUAAAAAGCCAUCAGGAAGAGCUAGCCGAGCUGCAGGAUGGGAUGCAAGGACUGAAAUCCCUCAACCAGGUUCUGUGUUCUAGGGAAAGAGAAAGCAAUGUUCAGUUGCUAGAUACUCGCUGGGCUCUGGUUACCAAGGAAAUCAAGGGCAACGGUGACUUAAAAAACCUCCGGGAAGAGCUAGCCGAGCUGCGCGAUGGGAUGCAAGGACUGGAAUCCCUCAACCAGGUCCUGGUCACUAAGAACCUAAUACACAACGACAAACUGCAAGCGGCUCGGAAAGAGUUGAUCGAUGGCUUGAUGGUGGCCACAAAUGGCAGGGCAAACAUAGGCCUGAAGAGGAUGGGGGAGCUCGAUCCAAAAGCGGUCGCAAAUGCUUGCCGACCGAGAUUGUCACAAAAGAAAACUCUUAUUCUCUGUUCCAAGUGGGAGGCUCAAAUCAGAAACGCAGGUUGGCACCCUUUUAAGGUCAUCAUGGUUGACGAUCAGCCCAUGGAAAUUUUCUUGGACGAUGAUGACAAGCUUGUGGAGCUAAAACAAGAACAUGGUGACCAAAUGUUCGCCUUGGUAAAACAGGCGCUGAUUGAAAGGAACAAGUACAACCCCAGUGGUGGCUAUCCUGAAACGUUGCUGUGGAACUUCAAGCACAGUCGGGAGGCAACAAUGGAAGAAGCCGUCCAAUUCAUUGUAAAAAAGUGUUGCGCAAACAAGAGGAAGCGUUGAGCCCAUAUAUCUAGGAGCUGGGGGUACAUGCUAGGGUUUGCCGCCUUUCUUUGGAAAACCCAUGGAUAUGCACUGUGAAGUAGGCAUAAUUGAAAAUGCCUUUCAUCGAGAAAAGAAAAGAAAAAAGUAGACAUAAUGUAAAGUGCUAUCAGAUUAGAUGUAGGUAGUUGCUCUUAAUAUCGUGCAACUAGAUUAACCAUGAAGUAGACAAACCUCCAUCUGACUCUGGGGGUUGCAGAUUUGCAUGACAGCAAUGUGCUACUCUUUCAUUGACGUACUCUGUAAACUAAUAUAAGAGCGUUUAGAUCA
Messenger RNA from Triticum urartu, 2497 nucleotides. Its product is annotated as factor of DNA methylation 1. Gene Ontology annotation, biological process: gene silencing by siRNA-directed DNA methylation. The record is from RefSeq and is a predicted model, not a curated record. NCBI's taxonomy places the organism in Eukaryota, Viridiplantae, Streptophyta, Magnoliopsida, Poales, Poaceae.